AUGGAGCAGAGAAAUAAGCAAUUAGAAGCUCAAGCCCAAGUGGACAUAUGGAAGUACAUAUUUGGCUUCACAGACAUGGCCCUAGUUCGAUGCGCCAUUGAGCUUAACAUACCCGACAUCCUCGAAAACCAAGCUGGUCGCCCCAUGUCUCUCCUCGACCUAUCCUCUGCCGUCGGAUGUCCCCCUUCUACCCUCUAUCGAGUCAUGCGGUUUUUGGUUAACCGACGUAUCUUCCACGAGGAGACAAUAGUCGACCCGUUGAUGUUAUUCAAUUCCAAGGGCUAUGUCAAAACUCCUCUUUCAUGUCUUCUCACAAAAAAUGGUGAGAAAAGCAUGGCCUCUUUUUUCAUGUUCGAAUGUAGUCCUUUCAAGUUUUCCCUUUGGUUGGACCUAAGCAAGCGUGUUCUGACCGACGGCUAG
Messenger RNA from Impatiens glandulifera, 420 nucleotides. Its product is annotated as acetylserotonin O-methyltransferase-like. The transcript has a single exon. The coding region runs from base 1 to 420 and encodes 139 amino acids. The record is from RefSeq and is a predicted model, not a curated record. Lineage: Eukaryota; Viridiplantae; Streptophyta; Magnoliopsida; Ericales; Balsaminaceae. Gene Ontology annotation, molecular function: S-adenosylmethionine-dependent methyltransferase activity; protein dimerization activity; O-methyltransferase activity. Gene Ontology annotation, biological process: methylation.